UGCUCGGUUCCUAACCUAUAUUUAUGCCGCGGGAGUGUACGAAUAGUUAAGCACAAGCACGGAGCGCGUGCAAGUCAAGGCCAUCCUUCCUGCUUGCUAACUAACUAUUCCCAUCUUUUUCCAACAACCUUGAAAAGGACUCCAUACAUACUAAGCAGAUAAUAACCUUAAAAACCCGCCAUAGCGGGAAUAUUGGGGCUUCUCAGCCCUGCGAAUAGGUACCCGACCCGCUUGCGCUCGUGAACGACUGGAUCUAUCGUGAUACCUACCUACCUAAGCAUCGUCACGGGUCCCUACAUAAGGUCGGUACCCGGUAUCACCAUACCAGCGAUGCCAUCGGCCUUUCGCCGCGCCACCGAGGGGGCUGCCGCCGAUGCCGCCCCCUCGCCAGCAAUGGGAAUUGUCGUCACGGAUACAAACAUGAACCCGAUACUGCAGAUGAUGACCUGGCUUCUCCUCGCGAUGACGUUCCUCAUGCUCUGCUUUCGCUUCCUGACCAAGUUCUUCCUGAAGACGAACCAGCGGUUUGGGUGGGAGGAGGUGCUUAUUACCUCAGCUUUCCUCGUGGGACUGGGUGAAUCGGUCACAUUCCUCGUGCCGGAGGGCGAAAUCCUGGGCAAAGCGCGGAGCGAUAUCUCGGAUGCCGAGAUGAUCGCGGGGCUCAAGGUAUUCCACCUAAUUACACAAUUUGCCGGGAACCUACUUUGGAUUCUCGCGCUGGGACUGGCCAAGUUGUCAGUUUGCACGGGUUUAUCUGCGCUGUCGCCGGAAACUGGACAUCGCCGCCUCACGUCCGUCUUCGUCGCUGCCGUGCUCGUGUGGGUGGUGGUAGCUUUUUUUGGAACCGCUUUCCAGUGCGGGACCCACGGUCCGUGGGAAACGGGAGACGAUGUGAAGUGCGUUGAUAGGUACGCAUUUACGAAAUAUGUGGCUGUCACGAACAUCAUAACCGACGCGGCACUAAUCGCAUUGCCAGCGGCUGUGAUACACCCCUUAAAGAUGUCGAUCAGAACCCGAACUACGGUUCUUGCCUUCUUCUCUGUCAGAUUACUGGCGAUCGCCGGCACGAUCUGCCAGCUCGUCUACCUCCCGCGCCUCUUCGAGCACGACUUCACGCUGCGGGGGUUCCCGUUCUACCUCAGCAUGCAGUUCGUGCAGUUCGCGAGCAUCUCGGCCGCGUGCGCCGCCUACUUCUGGCCCUUCCUGCGCUCGCUGCGCAGCGGCCUCAUCUCCGCCGACAACAAGGCCUUCACCUCCGAGUACGCGCUCGCGAAGCUGCGCGCGAACGGCCGCGAAGGAGGAGGCGCCAGCGGAGACCUGGUGUCGGGCGGCUCGUCGUCGAGGAAUCGGGGGGGCCGCAAUAAUUAUAUCAAGAUCACGACGGAUAACACGGUCACGACCGCGGUUCCGAGUCCGGGGCAAGGGGUGCCGGCGCCGAGUGUGCCUGCGGGAAGCGAGAGGUACAUGAAGGAUUGGUGAUGGAAAGGGGGGACUUAGUAAUUUCAUCAAAGGGACUAAUAAUUUACACACACUUCAGCUACAUGUCACUUCCCCUGUCCUCUAUCACCACCACCAAGACUUUGACGUAUUUCAGGUCACUUGUGCGAAACUUGGGGAGGCUAGUCACGACCAACGCAAGAGAGAAAAAUCAAACGUAAUUCCAUUUCCUGUCGCCAAGCUAAUACUAA
Hypoxylon fragiforme is the source of this 1688-nucleotide messenger RNA. RefSeq lists its product as uncharacterized. The coding region runs from base 331 to 1479 and encodes 382 amino acids. Lineage: Eukaryota; Fungi; Ascomycota; Sordariomycetes; Xylariales; Hypoxylaceae. The transcript is spliced from 5 exons. The record is from RefSeq and is a predicted model, not a curated record.